AUGGUGAAGUUUCUUAAGCCGAACAAGGCCGUGAUCGUCCUCCAGGGCCGAUACGCCGGCAAGAAGGCGGUGAUCGUGAAGUCGUUCGACGAUGGCACCCGUGACCGCGCCUACGGCCACUGCCUGGUCGCAGGGAUCAAGAAGUACCCGGCGAAGGUGGUGAGGAAGGAUUCGGCCAAGAAGACGGCGAAGAAGUCCCGCGUCAAGUGCUUCGUCAAGCUCGUCAACUACAGGCACCUGAUGCCGACUCGCUACACGCUGGACGUCGAUUUGAAGGACAUCGUCACACCCGAUGUGUUGCAGACCAGGGACAAGAAGAUCGCCGCAGCCAAGGAGACCAAGGCGAGGUUCGAGGAGAGGUUCAAGUCCGGCAAGAACAGGUGGUUCUUCACCAAGCUCAGGUUCUAG
Messenger RNA from Linum tenue, 408 nucleotides. Lineage: Eukaryota; Viridiplantae; Streptophyta; Magnoliopsida; Malpighiales; Linaceae. The record is from the annotation of a GenBank genome assembly.